AUGGCUGUUGCAUCUAGACAGGCCUGUCAGGGGAGAACGGCUGCUGUGGAGACCGAGACCCUUCAAACAGUGCCAGAGGCAGGUGCUCAAACUACUGUUACGCUCACAGAUAACACUGAUACAAAUCCAACUACUCCAGAAAAAACUACAGGUGGAAGUAUAUCAACAGCUGACAUUAGUACGAGUACUCCUCCAGAAGUGAGUACAGAUGGAAGUAUAUCAACAGCUGACAUUAGUACAAGUACUCCUCCAGAAGUGAGUACAGAUGGAAGUAUAUCAACAGCUGACAUUAGUACAAGUACUCCUCCAGAAGUGAGUACAGAUGGAAGUAUAUCAACAGCUGACAUUAGUACAAGUACUCCUCCAGAAGUGAGUACAGAUGGAAGUAUAUCAACCGCUGAGAUCAGUACAAGUGCUGCUCCAGAAGUGAGUACAGAUGGAAGUAUAUCAAACACUGAGAUCAGUACAAGUGCUGCUCCAGAAGUGAAUACAGAUGGAAGUAUAUCAACAGCUGAUAUCAUUUCAAGUAUUGCUCCAGAAGUGAGUACAGAUGGAAAUAUAUCAACAGCUGACAUUAGUACAAGCACUCCUCCAGAAGUGAGUACAGAUGGAAGUAUAUCAACAGCUGAUAUCAAUACAAGUGCUGCUCCAGAAGAAAAUACAGAUGGAAGUAUAUCCACAACUGACAUUAGUACAAGUGCUGCUCCAGAAGUCAGUACAGGUGGAAGUAUAUCAACAGCUGAUAUCAAUACAAGUAAUACUCCAGAAGUGAGUACAGAUGGAAGUAUAUCAACAGCUGAUAUCAGUACAAGUACUGCUCCAGAAGUGAGUACAGAUGGAAGUAUAUCAACAGCUGAUAUCAUUACAAGUAUUGCCCUAGAAGUAAGUACAGAUGGAAGUAUUUCAACCGCUAAUAUCAGUACAAGUAAUGGUCCAGAAGAAAAUACAGGUGAAAGUAUAUCAACAGUUGAUAUAAGCCCAAGUAAUGUUCCAGAAGAAAAUACAGAUGGAAGUAUAUCCACAGCUGACAUUAGUACAAGUAUUGCUCCAGAAGUGAGUACAGGUGGAAGUAUAUCAACAGCUGAUAUCAGUACGAGUAUUGCUCCAGAAGUGAGUACAGGUGGAAGUAUAUCAUCAGCUGAUAUCAGUACAGGUAUUGCUUCAGAAGUCAGUACAGAUGGAAGUAUAUCAACAGCUGAUAUCAGUACAGGUAUUGCUCCAGAAGUCAGUACAGGUGGAAGUGUAUCAACAGCUUAUAUCAGUACAAGUAUUGCUCCAGAAGUCAGUACAGAUGGAAGUAUAUCAACAGCUGAUAUCAGUCCAAGUAUUGCUCCAGAAGUGAGUACAGGUGGAAGCAUAUCAACAGCUGAUAUCAGGACAAGUAAUGCUCCAGAAGUCAGUACAGAUGGAAGUGUAUCAACAGCUGAUAUCAGGACAAGCAUUGUUCCAGAAGUUAGUACAGAUGGAAGUAUAUCAACAGCUGAUAUCAGGACAAGUAUUGCUCCAGAAGUCAGUACAGAUGGAAGUAUAUCAACAGCUGAUAUCAGUACAAGUAUUGCUCCAGAAGUCAGUACAGAUGAAAGUAUAUCAACAGCUCGUAUAAGUAAUGUUCCAGAAAUAGGCACAACUGAAAAUAUAUCAACAGCAGAAAGAAGUACAAGUAAUGCUCCAAAAGUAAGCACAUCUGAAGUCAUAUCAACAGUGGAUAUCUAUACAAAUGAUGCUUCUCAAGUGAGCACAAGUGAAAGUAUAUCAACGGCUGUUAUUGGAACAAGUGCGGCUUUAGAAGUAAGUACACCUGAAGUCACAUCAACACCUUACAUAAGUACAAAUAAUGCUUCAGAAAUAAGUACAUCUGAAAGCAUAUUAACAGUGGACAUCAGUACAAGUGCUGCUCCUGAAGAAAUCACAUCAGAAGUCAUAUCAACAGCUCAUAUUAGUUCAAGUAAUGCUCCAGAAGUAAGUACAUCGGAAGUCUUAUCAACAGAUCAUAUCAGUGCAAGUUCUGUUCCAGAACUAAGCACAACUGAAAGUGUUCCAACAGCUUAUAUAAGUACAAGUGCUGCUCCAGAGGUUGGUACACCAGAUGUCAGUUCAACAGCUCAUAUCAGCACAAGUAAUGCUCCAGAAACAAGUACAUUGGAAGUCAUAUCAACAGUUCAUAUCAGUGCAAGUAAUCCACCAGAAGUAAGCACAACUGGAAGUGUAUCGACAGGUCCUAUAAGUACAAGUACUGCUCCAGAAGAAAGUACAUUGGAAUUUGUAUCAACAGCUCCUAUCAGUACAAGUAAUGCUCCAGAUUUAAGCACAACUGAAAGUAUAUCAACAGGUCAUAUCAGUACAAGUGAUGCUCCAGAAGUAGGUACAUCAGAAGUCAUAUCAACAGUUUAUACUAGUUCAAGUGUUGCUCCAGAAGUAAGUACAUCAGAAGUCAUAUCAACAGCUCAUACCAGUGCAAGUUCUGCUACAGGUUUAAGUACAUUGGAAGUUAUAUCAACAACUCAUAUGAGUACGAGUUCUGCUCUGGAAGUAAGUACAUCAGACGCUAUAUCAUCAGCUCACAUCAGCGCAAGUAAUGCUCCAGAAAUAAGUACAUUGGAAUUGAUAUCAACAGCUCCUAUAAGUAAAAGUGCUGCUCCAGAUUUAGGCACAACUGAAAGCACAUCAACAGCUCAUAUUAGUAUAAGUACUUCACUAGAGGUAACUACAUCAGAAGUCAUAUCAACAGCUCAUAUCAGCACAAGUAAUGCUCCAGAAGUAACAACAUCAGAAGUUAUCUCAACAGCUCAUAUCAUCACAAGUGUAACUCCAAAAGAAAGCACGAGUGAAAGCAUAUCAACAGCUCAUAUCAUUACAAGUAUUGCUCCAGAAGAAAGCACAAGUGAAAGCAUAUCAACAGCUCAUAUGAGUACAAGCACUGCUCCAGAAGUAGGUACAACAGAAGUCAUAUUAACAGAUCAUAUUAGUACAAGUAAUGCUCCAGAUUUAGGCACAACUGAAAGUAUAUCAACAGUUCACAUUAGUGCAAGUGCUGCUCCAGAAGUAGGUACAUCAGAAGUCAUAUCAACAGCUCAUAUCAGUACAAGUGCUACUCCAGAAGUAAGUACAUCAGAAGCCAUAUCAACAGCUCAUGCCAGUACAAGUUCUGCUCCAGAUGUAGGUACAUCAGAAGCCAUAUCAACAGUUGAAAUCAGUACAAGUGCUACUCCAGAAAUUGGUACAUCAAAAGUCAUAUCAACAGUUCCUAUCAGUACAAGUAAUAUUCCAGAAGGAGCUACAUCUGAAGUCAUAUCAACAGCUUAUACCAGUUCAAGUUCUGCUCCAGAUGAAGGUACAACAGAAGCCAUAUCAACAGUUCAAAUCAGUACAAGUGCUACUCCAGAAGUAAGUACAUCAGAAGUCAUAUCAACAGCUCAUACCAGUACAAGUUAUGCUCCAGAUUUAGGUACAACAGAAGCCAUAUCAACAGUUCAAAUCAGUACAAGUGCUACUCCAGAAAUUGGCACAUCAAAAGUCAUAUCAACAGUUCCUAUCAGUACAAGUAAUAUUCCAGAAGGAGCUACAUCUGAAGUCAUAUCAACAGCUCAUAUCAGCACAAGUAAUGCUCCAGAUGUAGAUACAUCUGAAGUCAUAUCAACAGCUCAUAUCAGUACAAGUGUUACUCCAGAAGUAAGUACAUUGGAAGUAAUUUCAACUGCUCAUAUCAGUACAAGUGCUUCUCCAGAAGUAAGUACAUCCGAUGUCCUAUCAACAAUUUAUACAAGUUCAAGUACUGCUCCAGAAGUAAGUACAUCAGAAGUCAUAUCAACAGCUCAUACCAGUACAAGUUCUGCUCCAGAUGUAGGUACAACAGAAACCUUAUCAACAGUUCAAAUCAGUACAAGUGAUGCUCCAGAAGUAAGUACAUCAGAAGUCAUAUCAACUGCUCAUAUAAGUAAUGCUCCAGAAGCAAUUACAUCGGAAGUCAUAUCAACAGCUCAUAUCAGCACAAGUAAUGCUCCAGAAGUAGUUACAUCAGAAGCCAUAUCAACAGCUCAUAUCAGUACAAGUGUUGCUCCAGAAGUAAGUACAUUGGAAGUCAUAUCAACAGCUCAUAUCAGUACAAGUGCUUCUCCAGAAGUAAGUACAUCCGAAGUCCUAUCAACAAUUUAUACAAGUUCAAGUAAUGCUCCAGAAGUAAGUACAUCAGAAGUCAUAUCAACAGCUCAUACUAGUACAAGUUCUGCUUCAGAUGUAGGUACAACAGAAGCCUUAUCAACAGUUCAAAUCAGUACAAGUGCUACUCCAGAAGUAAGUACAUCAGAAGUCAUAUCAACUGCCCAUAUCAGUACAAGUGCUUCUCCAGAAGUAAGUACAUCCAAAGUCCUAUCAACAAUUUAUACAAGUUCAAGUAAUGCUCCAGAAGUAAGUACAUCGGAACUCAUAUCAACAGCUCAUACCAGUACAAGUUCUGCUUCAGAUGUAGGUACAACAGAAGCCUUAUCAACAGUUCCUAUCAGUACAAGUAAUAUUCCAGAAGGAGCUACAUCUGAAGUCAUAUCAACAGCUCAUAUCAGCACAAGUAAUGCUCCAGAUGUAGGUACAUCUGAAGUCAUAUCAACAGCUCAUAUCAGUACAAGUGUUACUCCAGAAGUAAGUACAUUGGAAGUAAUUUCAACUGCUCAUAUCAGUACAAGUGCUUCUCCAGAAGUAAGUACAUCCGAUGUCCUAUCAACAAUUUAUACAAGUUCAAGUACUGCUCCAGAAGUAAGUACAUCAGAAGUCAUAUCAACAGCUCAUACCAGUACAAGUUCUGCUCCAGAUGUAGGUACAACAGAAACCUUAUCAACAGUUCAAAUCAGUACAAGUGAUGCUCCAGAAGUAAGUACAUCAGAAGUCAUAUCAACUGCUCAUAUCAGUACAAGUGGUACUCCAGAAUUAAGUACAUCGGAAGUAAUAUCAACAGCUCAUAUCAGUACAAGUAAUGCUCCAGAAGUAGUUACAUCAGAAGCCAAAUCAACAGAUCAUAUCAGUUCAAGUGCUACUCCAGAAGUAAGUACAUCAGAAGUCAUAUCAACUGCUCAUAUCAGUACAAGUUCUGCUCCAGAAGAAGUUACAUCAAAAGCCAUAUCAACAGCUCAUAUCAGUACAAGUGGUACUCCAGAAGUAGUUACAUCAGAAGCCAUAUCAACAGCUCACAUCAGUACAAGUGCUACUCCAGAAGUAAGUACAUCAGAAGUCAUAUCAACAGCUCAUACCAGUUCAGGUUCUGCUCCAGAUGAAGGUACAACAGAAGCCAUAUCAACAGUUCAAAUCAGUACAGGGGCUACUCCAGAAAUAAGUACAUCUGAAGUCAUAUCAACAGCUCAUAUCAGCAGAAGUUAUGCUCCAGAAGUAGUUACAUCAGAAGCCAUAUCAACAGCUCAUAUCAGUACAAGUGCUACUCCAGAAGUAAGUACAUCGGAAGUCAUAUCAACAGCUCAUACCAGUACAAGUUCUGCUCCAGAUGUAGGUACAACAGAAGCCCUAUCAACAGUUCAAAUCAGUGCAAGUACUACUCCAGAAAUUGGUACAUCUGAAGUCAUAUCAACAGCUCAUAUCAGUGCAAGUAAUGCUCCAGAAGCAAUUACAUCGGAAGUCAUAUCAACAGCUCAUAUCAGCACAAGUAAUGCUCCAGAAGUAGUUACAUCAGAAGCCAUAUCAACAGCUCAUAUCAGUACAAGUGUUGCUCCAGAAGUAAGUACAUUGGAAGUCAUAUCAACAGCUCAUAUCAGUACAAGUGCUUCUCCAGAAGUAAGUACAUCCGAAGUCCUAUCAACAAUUUAUACAAGUUCAAGUAAUGCUCCAGAAGUAAGUACAUCAGAAGUCAUAUCAACAGCUCAUACUAGUACAAGUUCUGCUUCAGAUGUAGGUACAACAGAAGCCUUAUCAACAGUUCAAAUCAGUACAAGUGCUACUCCAGAAGUAAGUACAUCAGAAGUCAUAUCAACUGCCCAUAUCAGUACAAGUGCUUCUCCAGAAGUAAGUACAUCCAAAGUCCUAUCAACAAUUUAUACAAGUUCAAGUAAUGCUCCAGAAGUAAGUACAUCGGAACUCAUAUCAACAGCUCAUACCAGUACAAGUUCUGCUUCAGAUGUAGGUACAACAGAAGCCUUAUCAACAGUUCAAAUCAGUACAAGUGCUACUCCAGAAGUAAGUACAUCAGAAGUCAUAUCAACUGCUCAUAUCAGUACAAGUGGUACUCCAGAAGUAAGUACAUCGGAAGUCAUAUCAACUGCUCAUAUCAGUACAAGUAAUGCUCCAGAAGUAGUUACAUCAGAAGUCAUAUCAACAGCUCAUAUCAGUACAAGUAAUGCUCCAGAAGUAGUUUCAUCAGAAGCCACAUCAACAGCUCAUAUCAGUACAAGUGCUACUCCAGAAGUAAGUACAUCAGAAGUCAUAUCAACAGAUAAUAUCAGCACAAGUGGUACUCCAGAAGUAAGUACAUCAGAAGUCAUAUCAACAGCUCAUAUCAGCACAAGUAAUGCUCCAGAAGUAGUUACAUCAGAAACCAUAUCAACAGCUCAUACCAGUACAAGUGCUACUCCAGAAGUGAGUACAUCAGAAGUCAUAUCAACUGCUCAUAUCAGUACAAGUGGUACUCCAGAAGUAAGUACAUUGGAAGUCAUAUCAACUGCUCAUAUCAGUACAAGUAAUGCUCCAGAAGUAGUUACAUCAGAAGUCAUAUCAACAGCUUAUAUCGGUACAAGUAAUGCUCCAGAAGUAGUUACAUCAGAAGCCAUAUCAACAGCUCAUAUCAGUACAAGUGCUACUCCAGAAGUAAGUGCAUCAGAAGUCAUAUCAACUGCUCAUAUCAGUACAAGUAAUGCUCCAGAAGUAGUUACAUCAGAAGUUAUAUCAACUGCUCAUAUCAGUUCAAGUGGUACUCCAGAAGUAAGUACAUCGGAAGUCAUAUCAACAGCUGAUAUCAGUACAAGUAAUGCUCCAGAAGUAUUUACAUCAGAAGCCAUAUCAACAGAUCAUAUCAGUACAAGUGGUACUCCAGAAAUAAGUACAUCGGAAGUCAUAUCAACAGCUCAUAUCAGCACAAGUAAUGCUCCAGAAGUAGUUACAUCAGAAGCCAUAUCAACAGCUCAUAUCAGUACAAGUGCUACUCCAGAAGUAAGUACAUCAGAAGUCAUAUCAACAGCUCAUACCAGUUCAAGUUCUGCUCCAGAUGAAGGUACAACAGAAGCCAUAUCAACAGUUCAAAUCAGUACAAGUGCUACUCCAGAAGUAAGUACAUCAGAAGUCAUAUCAACAGAUCAUAUCAUUACAAGUGGUACUCAAGAAGUAAGUACAUCGGAAGUCAUAUCAACAGCUCAUAUCAGUACAAGUAAUGCUCCAGAAGUAGUUACAUCAGAAGCCAUAUCAACAGCUCAUGUCAGUACGAGUGCUACUCCUGAAGUAAGUACAUCAGAAGCCAUAUCAACAGAUCAUAUCAGUACAAGUGCUACUCCAGAAGUAAGUACAUCAGAAGUCAUAUCAACUGCUCAUAUCAGUACAAGUGGUACUCCAGAAGUAGUUACAUCAGAAGCCAUAUCAACAGCUCAUAUCAGUACAAGUGCUACUCCAGAAGUAAGUACAUCAGAAGUCAUAUCAACAGCUCAUACCAGUUCAAGUUCUGCUCCAGAUGAAGGUACAACAGAAGCCAUAUCAACAGUUCAAAUCAGUACAAGUGCUACUCCAGAAGUAAGUACAUCAGAAGUCAUAUCAACAGAUCAUAUCAUUACAAGUGGUACUCAAGAAGUAAGUACAUCGGAAGUCAUAUCAACAGCUCAUAUCAGUACAAGUAAUGCUCCAGAAGUAGUUACAUCAAAAGCCAUAUCAACAGCUCAUAUCAGUACAAGUGCUACUCCAGAAGUAAGUACAUCAGAAGCCAUAUCAACAGAUCAUAUCAGUACAAGUGCUACUCCAGAAGUAAGUACAUCAGAAGUCAUAUCAACUGCUCAUAUCAGUACAAGUGGUACUACAGAAGUAAGUACAUCGGAAGUCAUAUCAACAGCUCAUAUCAGCACAAAUUCUGCUCCAGAAGAAGUUACAUCAGAAGCCAUAUCAACAGCUCAUAUCAGUACAAGUGGUACUCCAGAAGUAGUUACAUCAGAAGCCAUAUCAACAGCUCAUAUCAGUACAAGUGCUACUCCAGAAGGAAGUACAUCAGAAGUCAUAUCAACAGCACAUACCAGUUCAAGUUCUGCUCCAGAAGAAGUUACAUCAGAAGCCAUAUCAACAGCUCAUAUCAGUACAAGCGGUACUCCAGAAGUAGUUACAUCAGAAGCCAUAUCAACAGCUCAUAUCAGUACAAGUGCUAUUCCAGAAGUAAGUACAUCAGAAGUCAUAUCAACAGCUCAUACCAGUUCAAGUUCUGCUCCAGAUGAAGGUACAACAGAAGCCAUAUCAACAGUUCAAAUCAGUACAAGUGGUACUCCAGAAGUGAGUACAUUGGAAGUCAAAUCAACAGCUCAUAUCAGUACAAGUGGUACUCCAGAAGUAAGUACAUCAGAAGUCAUAUCAACAGCUCAUACCAGUUCAAGUUCUGCUCCAGAUAAAGGUACAACAGAAGCCAUAUCAACAGUUCAAAUCAGUACAGGUGCUACUCCAGAAGUAAGUACAUUGGAAGUCAUAUCAACAGAUCAUAUCAGCACAAGUAAUGCUCCAGAAGUAAGUACAACAGAAGUCAUAUCAACAGCUCAUACCAGUACAAGUUCUGCUCCAGAUGAAGGUACAACAGAAGCCAUAUCAACAGUUCAAAUCAGUACAGGUGCUACUCCAGAAGUAAGUACAUUGGAAGUCAUAUCAACAGAUCAUAUCAGUGCAAGUAAUGCUCCAGAAGUAGUUACAUCAGAAGCCAUAUCAACAGCUCGUAUCAGUACAAGUGUUACUCCAGAAGUAAGUACAUUGGAAGUCAUAUCAACAGCUCAUAUCAGUACAAGUGUUACUCCAGAAGUAAGUACAUCAGAAGUCAUAUCAACUGCUCAUAUCAGUACAAGUGCUUCUCCAGAAGUAAGUACAUCCGAAGUCCUAUCAACAAUUUAUACAAGUUCAAGUAAUGCUCCAGAAGUAAGUACAUCCGAAGUCAUAUCAACAGCUCAUAUCAGUACAAGUUCUGCUUCAGAUGUAGGUACAACAGAAGCCUUAUCAACAGUUCAAAUCAGUACAAGUGCUACUCCAGAAGUAAGUACAUCAGAAGUCAUAUCAACAGCUCAUACCAGUUCAAGUUCUGCUCCAGAUGAAGGUACAACAGAAGCCAUAUCAACAGUUCAAAUCAGUACAGGUGCUACUCCAGAAGUAAGUACAUUGGAAGUCAUAUCAACAGAUCAUAUCAGUGCAAGUACUGCUCCAGAAGCAAUUACAUCGGAAGUCAUAUCAACAGCUCAUAUCAGCACAAGUAAUGCUCCAGAAGUAGUUACAUCAGAAGCCAUAUCAACAGCUCAUAUCAGUACAAGUGUUACUCCAGAAGUGAGUACAUUGGAAGUCAUAUCAACAGCUCAUAUCAGUGCAAGUGUUACUCCAGAAGUAAGUACAUCAGAAGUCAUAUCAACUGCUCAUAUCAGUACAAGUGCUUCUCCAGAAGUAAGUACAUCCAAAGUCCUAUCAACAAUUUAUACAAGUUCAAGUAAUGCUCCAGAAGUAAGUACAUCGGAACUCAUAUCAACAGCUCAUACCAGUACAAGUUCUGCUUCAGAUGUAGGUACAACAGAAGCCUUAUCAACAGUUCAAAUCAGUACAAGUGCUACUCCAGAAGUAAGUACAUCAGAAGUCAUAUCAACUGCUCAUAUCAGUACAAGUGGUACUCCAGAAGUAAGUACAUCGGAAGUCAUAUCAACUGCUCAUAUCAGUACAAGUAAUGCUCCAGAAGUAGUUACAUCAGAAGUCAUAUCAACAGCUCAUAUCAGUACAAGUAAUGCUCCAGAAGUAGUUACAUCAGAAGCCAUAUCAACAGCUCAUAUCAGUACAAGUGCUACUCCAGAAGUAAGUACAUCAGAAGUCCUAUCAACUGCUCAUAUCAGUACAAGUAAUGCUCCAGAAGUAGUUACAUCAGAAGUCAUAUCAACAGCCCAUAUCAGUACAAGUGGUACUCCAGAAGUAAGUACAUCGGUAGUCAUAUCAACAGCUCAUAUCAGCACAAGUAAUGCUCCAGAAGUAGUUUCAUCAGAAGCCACAUCAACAGCUCAUAUCAGUACAAGUGCUACUCCAGAAGUAAGUACAUCAGAAGUCAUAUCAACAGAUAAUAUCAGCACAAGUGGUACUCCAGAAGUAAGUACAUCAGAAGUCAUAUCAACAGCUCAUAUCAGCACAAGUAAUGCUCCAGAAGUAGUUACAUCAGAAACCAUAUCAACAGCUCAUACCAGUACAAGUGCUACUCCAGAAGUGAGUACAUCAGAAGUCAUAUCAACAGCUCAUACCAGUUCAAGUUCUGCUCCAGAUGAAGGUACAACAGAAGCCAUAUCAACAGUUCAAAUCAGUACAGGUGCUACUCCAGAAGUAAGUUCACCGGAAGUCAUAUCAACAGCUCAUAUCAGAACAAGUGCUACUCCAGAAGUAAGUACAUCAGAAGUCAUAUCAACUGCUCAUAUCAGCACAAGUGCUUCUCCAGAAGUAAGUACAUCCGAAGUCAUAUCAACUGCUCAUAUCAGUACAAGUAAUGCUCCAGAAGUAGUUACAUCAGAAGCCAUAUCAACAGCUCAUAUCAGUUCAAGUGGUACUCCAGAAGUAAGUACAUCAGAAGUCAUAUCAACAGCUCAUACCAGUUCAAGUUCUGCUUCAGAUGUAGGUACAACAGAAGCCUUAUCAACAGUUCAAAUCAGUACAAGUGCUACUCCAGAAUUAAGUACAUCAGAAGUCAUAUCAACUGCUCAUAUCAGUACAAGUGGUACUCCAGAAGUAAGUACAUCGGAAGUCAUAUCAACUGCUCAUAUCAGUACAAGUAAUGCUCCAGAAGUAGUUACAUCAGAAGUCAUAUCAACAGCUCAUAUCAGUACAAGUAAUGCUCCAGAAGUAGUUACAUCAGAAGCCAUAUCAACAGCUCAUAUCAGUUCAAGUGGUACUCCAGAAGUAAGUACAUCGGAAGUCAUAUCAACAGCUGAUAUCAGUACAAGUAAUGCUCCAGAAGUAGUUACAUCAGAAGUCAUAUCAACAGCUCAUAUCAGUACAAGUGCUACUCCAGAAGUAAGUACAUCAGAAGUCAUAUCAACAGAUCAUAUCAGUACAAGUGGUACUCCAGAAGUAAGUACAUCGGAAGUCAUAUCAACAGCUCAUAUCAGCACAAGUAAUGCUCCAGAAGUAGUUACAUCAGAAGCCAUAUCAACAGCUCAUAUCAGUACAAGUGCUACUCCAGAAGUAAGUACAUCAAAAGUCAUAUCAACAGAUCAUAUCAGUACAAGUGGUACUCAAGAAGUAAGUACAUCGGAAGUCAUAUCAACAGCUCAUAUCAGUACAAGUAAUGCUCCAGAAGUAGUUACAUCAGAAGCCAUAUCAACAGCUCAAACCAGUACAAGUGCUACUCCAGAAAUUGGUACAUCUGAAGUCAUAUCAACAGCUCAUAUCAGCACAAGUAAUGCUCCAGAAGUAGUUACAUCAGAAGCCAUAUCAACAGCUCAUAUCAGUGCAAGUGCUACUCCAGAAAUUGGUACAUCUGAAGUCAUAUCAACAGCUCAUAUCAGCACAAGUAAUGCUCCAGAAGUAGUUACAUCAGAAGCCAUAUCAACAGCUCAUAUCAGUGCAAGUGCUACUCCAGAAAUUGGUACAUCUGAAGUCAUAUCAACAGCUCAUAUCAGCACAAGUAAUGCUCCAGAAGUAGUUACAUCAGAAGCCAUAUCAACAGCUCAUACCAGUACAAGUGCUACUCCAGAAGUAAGUACAUCAGAAGUCAUAUCAACAGCUCAUACCAGUUCAAAUUCUGCUCCAGAUGAAGGUACAACAGAAGCCAUAUCAACAGUUCAAAUCAGUACAGGUGCUACUCCAGAAGUAAGUUCAUCGGAAGUCAUAUCAACAGCUCAUAUCAGUACAAGUGCUACUCCAGAAUUAAGUACAUCAGAAGUCAUAUCAACAGCUCAUAUCAGUACAAGUUCUGCUCCAGAUGUAGUUACAACAGAAGCCAUAUCAACAGUUCAAAUCAGUACAAGUGCUGCUCCAGGAAUUGGUACAUCUGAAGUCAUAUCAACAGCUCAUAUCAGCACAAGUAAUGCUCCAGAAGCAAUUACAUCAGAAGUCUUAUCAACAGCUCAUAUCAGUGCAAGUGUUACUCCAGAACUAAGUACACCCGACGCCAUAUCAUCAGCUCAUAUCAGCACAAGCAAUGCUCCAGAAGUAAGUACAUCAGAAGUCAUAUCAAGUCACACAACUGAAAGUAUAUCAACAUCUACUUUAAGUACAAGUGCUGAUUCCAAAGUAAGUACAUUAGAAGUCAUAUCAACAACUCAUAUCAGCACAAGCGCUGCUCCAGAAGUGAGCACAACUGAAGUUGUAUCAACAGCUCAUAUUGGUACAAUGCCUGAACAAAGCACAACUAGUUCUGUAGGAGAAAUAACAAGCUCCAUUACUGAACCUGAACUAGACACAACUAAAGCAGGUUCUACAAUUAAUCUGAAAACUAGCACAACAGCUCCAAUAAGCACAAAUGGAAAAGCAUCUACACCAAGUAUUAUCACAAGCACUGCACCUGAAGGUGUUACAACUGCUAUUACCACUAGUACUAGUAGGUUUCCUACAACUGGAGAAAUAACUACACCUAAAAUCACCAGUAAUACACCAGAGAAAUCCACAGUUGAAGAGAAGACAACAACAUGGACAAGCCGUGAUACAACAACUACUACUUCUCAAUUUACAUCUACUCCUGAAAUUAUAAUCACUACAGUACCUGAAUCUACAAUAUUAGGGACAACUACUGAUCUAACAUCUAAAACUACUCUACAUGACAUACCUACAGCUCAACAGACAUCUACAACUAAUAUCUUACAAACAUCAGAAUCCACAACAAAUUAUCAGAGUAGUCCCGAUGCUGCAUCGACGACCAAACCUUCUGUAACUACUCAGCACACCAGUACUAUUAAUCCGUCAACAACUAUACCCACAAAACCUCCAGAUACAGUAAGCAGUACAACAACUGCGUCUACUACAACAACACAAUUCAUCAGCCCUACAACCACACAUAUUACCACCACAACCAAACCAAGCACCAUCAUUACUACAACUACCAAAGAAACUACAACUUCACAGAGUACCAGUACAUUCAAGCCAUCAACAUCUGUAUCAACAUCACCUACUUUGCCCACUUUAAGCAGUGGAUACUCAACCAUAUUAACAUCUGUGGGCAGUCUAAAUACCACCGUAACUGAUUAUGCACCUAUGACAUCAACUUUUGGACCAGUGAUAUCAACCGGCACAAAAUACACAAGCAUUUCAUCAACUUUCCUUCCUAUAACGUCUACAUCUACGUUGGCUAACUCUACAACCACGAUCAUAACUACAACUGCAAUUAUCACUUGCAAUCUUCGUUGUGAGAAUGGUCAGUGUUAUUUCAAGCCUGGAAUUGUGACCCCUGUGUGUCGUUGCAAUAGUGGCUUUAUUCCUGAUCCUGCACAAUCGGAGAGAAUGUGUGUCGAUGUUGAUGAAUGUGAAUACAAUGCCUGUGAACAACAAUGCUCCAACACUAUUGGUGGAUAUUCAUGUUCAUGUAAAGAUGGUUACUCUCCAAAUACAAACAACCUUACAACGUGCAUCAAAAAUGAUUAUUGCAAGGAUUCACCUUGUAAAAAUGGUGUGUGUGUGAGUGGAACAUAUGGAUUUACCUGCCUCUGCUCCAGUGGAUGGGAAGGAACAACUUGUAAUGAAGAUAUUGAUGAAUGUACCAGAAACAAUCCCUGCAGUGCUUACGGCACCUGUUAUAACACCAUGGGCUCUUACAACUGUCAGUGUAAGCCAGGAUGGACAGGAAAAACAUGUACUACAGAUGUGAAUGAAUGUUCGCAAAAUCCAUGUAAAAAUGGUUAUUGCUAUAACACUGCUGGAAGUUACACAUGCAAUUGUAAUUCUGGCUACACUGGUGUAAACUGCACAGAAGAAAUUAAUAAUUGUUUGAGUAACCCCUGCUGGAAUGGAGCCACUUGCAAAAACGCAGUCAACAGUUUUACCUGCUCCUGUAUUCCUGGAUUCACCGGCAGAUUCUGUGAAAUAAAUAUUAAUGACUGUACCAGAACAUCAUGUUGGAAUGGUGGCAUUUGUAUUGACUUAAUAAAUGAUUUCUACUGCUCAUGUCCUCCUAACUGGCAAGGGAAAAGUUGCACUGUUGAUGUGAAUGAAUGUACUACUGGACGUAAUAGGUGCAGCCUUUAUGCCACUUGUAUAAACAUGCAAGGGUCAUAUAAUUGCACAUGCAACUCUGGAUACACGGGUGAUGGAUUUACCUGCAAAGAGGAUCGAUUGUUUGAAUACAUAAGUGGAAGAAGAGCUACACUGCGCACAUCAGAUUUUGUUUCUCCUCUUAUUGACAUCCCAACGGGUUUUCCUUUUGGUGCAUCAUUUUACAGCUCAUUAUAUUUUACAGACAAUGGUGUAAUAAUUUUUCGGAAAAAUUAUUAUGACCCAUAUAACACAAUGAGGUACCCUUAUAGCCACUUCUACAACAACGAUUAUUACACUCCUCCUAUGAUCGCAGUUUUCUGGGCAGAUGCAGAUUUUUCUGCAAUGGGAGAUCUUUACUAUCAGUUAAGAUACCGAGUGAUAUCUAUACUGACUACUUUAGAAACUGGUGAAAGAUAA
Hyla sarda is the source of this 14778-nucleotide messenger RNA. RefSeq lists its product as uncharacterized. The coding region runs from base 1 to 14778 and encodes 4925 amino acids. The record is from RefSeq and is a predicted model, not a curated record. Gene Ontology annotation, molecular function: Notch binding; calcium ion binding. The transcript has 13 exons. Gene Ontology annotation, biological process: Notch signaling pathway. NCBI's taxonomy places the organism in Eukaryota, Metazoa, Chordata, Amphibia, Anura, Hylidae.